This is a messenger RNA of Stylophora pistillata, 3683 nucleotides long. RefSeq lists its product as uncharacterized. The record is from RefSeq and is a predicted model, not a curated record. Gene Ontology annotation, biological process: synapse organization; homophilic cell-cell adhesion. NCBI's taxonomy places the organism in Eukaryota, Metazoa, Cnidaria, Anthozoa, Scleractinia, Pocilloporidae. Gene Ontology annotation, cellular component: neuronal cell body; axon; plasma membrane. Gene Ontology annotation, molecular function: axon guidance receptor activity.
AAGCCUAUAAUAACAUGGCUCCGUUGAAGACUGUUCUAGUCUUUGGAAAAGUUGGAUUGGUUCAAUGUCUUCUGUUGAUUCUUUAUUGUCAGCCUGUAGCUACUACAGUACUAUGGACAAAACCAGUCCCACGUUGGAGCCAAAGGGAUCCAAAUGACAUCAGGACAGUUGUUAUUAACGUGUUGGAGGGCAGCACCAAGGUUCACCUGAGCUGGAAUUACGCCCUGUCAGAUGGCUCAGAUCUAAGGACUACAACUUUUUCCAUUAACGAUGGUACUGGUUGGAAUGAUAUUGGAGUUAUAUACCAUUCUGACAAUAGCACUGUGAUAUAUGACAGAAAUAAUUACAAGACAAGAUUUAAUAUCAGCGAAGGUGAUGUGGCCACCCUGAUACUAAAAAAAAGUGACUCAAAAUGAACUAGCGAUUUUCCAAUGCAGGCUCUCCACGCUAAGAAACCCUUGGAUCUACAGGAUUCACGUGAAUUUUACAAAGCGACAUCUCAACUGGGUGGAGCGGCCUUUAUCUGUUGUUGUUGUUGAACGACACAACAUCACCCUUCAGUGGACCUAUAUGAAAACACUUGGCAUAGCCUCAACAUUUCGAGAGGCAAAACUCAUUGAUCUUAGUCGCGGGGAAACAACCAUUUUAGAGAAAGCGGUGACCACUUUGCCACAUGUAAAUGAAGCGUACAGACCUCGGUUUCACGUCGAUUAUAUACAAGAUACUAAAGCGUCCAUAACCAUUGUUGGUCUACAAAGAUCAGACGGAGGAAGAUAUAGAUUUGAUGUUAAAACUCACAGGAAGGACAUCGACCAACUUAACACGCUCUCCAGUAUCAUGGAACUCUCAGUUCAGUAUGCGGCGAACAUGACGAAUGUGAGCGACCACCAAAUUGUGCGAGAAGGAUCUGUCCUUCAAUUGUUCUGUCAAGCAUCUGGCAAUCCAGCCCCAAACAUAACGUGGACCAAAGUGCCUGAAAAUAGUGACCAUUAUGGUAAGGCGCUACUUCAUGGAUCCACUUGGAAAUUUACAAGCAUUAACAGAACAGCUUCUGGAAGCUACAACUGUACAGCCGACAAUGGAAUUGGAUGUCCAAUUUGGCGCGUAACAGAAGUCAAUGUUACCUAUCCAGCCAAGGUCAUCAAGCUUGCCAGUGAACAUGAAGUUGCAGGAAAGAAAAGUGUAAAUCUUCAAUGCGAAGCCGAAGGAAAUCCUCAGCCAGCUUACACGUGGUCCCCAUGUGAUCCACAGAACCAAGCAUGCCACGAGAGCACACUAACUAUUUCCAAUGUUCUCUAUGAUGCCGUAUACUCCUGCAAUGUGGCAAAUGGUUUGGGUAGUGAUACAAGAAGGACCAACGUUGUCAUAGUGGAUACUGUGAUAAAUGCGUCACUUUUCAUCAAUGAACAAUGUCAUGGAGAAGCUUUGUCUGUAUCUGUGUUACUGGAGAACCUUAAAGCGAAGAUCGACGAAAUAUUUGAAAAUGAAGAAGGAUACACAAGCACGGAGUUGGCAAAUUUCAGGUGUCGGAGUGCGAUUGUUGAUUUAGCCUUGAAGUUUAAUUCCUCUACCAAACAAGAUAAAGUACUUACAAUGCUGCGAGACUCUGCCAACAGUGGAGCGCUAAAAGAGUUUUGUGUGAGAGCCUCAGAGGUAGUGGCUUGGCGACCUAACAGUUCAACUUAUAGCAUCAAAUGUAUUCAAAAUUAAAGACGUAUUAAAAAAUGAAGGACACACAAGCACAGAAUUAACAAGUUACAGAUUCUUAUCAACCACAAGGUGAAAUGCUGCUAAAAUCAGGCACUCGUCUCCCUAAGAAUGACCGUCUUACUCAAAGUACCUGAGAGCUUGAUGUGACCUCCACAUAUUUAGCUCAGGGACCACAGCGAGAUUGCAGUACACUUCCCUCUCACCACAGACCACCCUCUUAUGAGGAAGCCUCGAAACAGAAAGAUAGAAUGAUGAUGACAGAACCAAGGCCAAGUAGAUCCACAGGCGGCAGGCAGAGGCAACGGCAAAGGCCCUCGGAAGAGAGAUGUCUAUCGCUAUUUAUUACAUUCAUGUACAUUUUAUAAGUACAACCAUUCAUGCAACUCUCCCUUCCAGGACCACUUUAUUUUAUUGCGACGUAAUAAGCGGCGUUGUUCCUCCAUGCUGUGCUGUGUAGUGCUUUGUUAUACUUUGCUAUGUUGUGUCGUGCUCAGAUCAGUUGUGUUCUGCUGUGUCGCGCUUUCUUGUGCUGUGCUUGGUUGGGCUGUGGUAGGAUUUACCAGUGUAAGCCAACUUUUUUACACCGAGACUCCCGUUAAUCCUUGAUCGCCCCUUCCCACUUGCCUUCUCUCUUUUUCCUUCACGGACUUUAGAACAACAUCUAGCAUUUCUGGGAAUCUUUAAUGCCUAUGUCGAGUUCUGAUUAUUAUAUUUUUAUACAGGGCGGGAGAAGCCAGUGUAGCACCAAGUGAAAUGAGGUCCAAUCAAGACGAACAUAGAGAUACCAUUAAGAAAGGGCCGCUUAAUCUAACGGCAAUUUAUGCCUUGCCAGACAAGAAAAAGAAAUUAAAUUAACGAAGUCCUGAAUCCAUCGGAGCGGCUCUUGACUCAUCCCAAGCAAAUCCUACGAAGGAAGAACCUACUAAAGGACCAAUUCUACAAAACCCUGUAAAUUUGGACCUGGGUGACUCCACCUGUGUAUGUUCGAAUGAGGAGCCAAGGAACCUAAUUAUCCCCAUCGAAAUGUUACCUAACAACCGCCCAACGCCCAAAAGUGACGACACAGAGUCUCUUGCAGUCGUGUUGAGGGCUCAUGACCAAGAACGUUCAAAUCGUGCAAGUAUCAUGGAAAAUGGAAAAUCAGAGCCUUUGUCACCGCUUCAUUUAACUUUGGAAAAACUACAACGUCCACGGAAUAGUUCAAGCGGUGCUGAACGUUAUCAGCCGGAGCGGAGUAAACUGCCGUAUAGGAAUGUCCGUGGACAACCUGUGAGACCAGACACACUAUCAAUGACGAUCUUCACAAGACUCGAUCCACAAAAAGCCGGAAACACCUCAAAACCAGUGGAAGCCCGUCGGGUUCCAGACCCUCAGCAGGGAAUCAUCGGAUGCUAGUUACGUCACGUACCUGGUCUGAUGGCAUGGUAAUCUGUCUUCUAAACAGGUCUAUAUUCCUGAUUUGAGCCCGAGGCAUGUAACUUACAUACAAAUAUCAAGCACAGCUAUUCGCUUCCAACCGAAAAAAUAACCUCUAGAGCUGUAAUUUGGCUUCAUUCAAAGAAGGGAACUGACUUUCAAAUUGCCAGCUUUAGAGAAUUCCAUCUUUGGGACUAGAUCACUGAACCGGCCCGAUCCCCUGAUGAUAACACAUUUCUCUCAGGUAAUUGGCGAAUUUUGUGCAUUCUGAAUGGCCAACCCAGUGUAGAAUAGCUAAGUGCUGGUUAGCUCUAAACGUAUCGAAUAUUUGCCGUUACACCGUCGAAUAUAGCGGCCAUCUUAGGGUAUAUAACAUGCUUUAACUAUUCUAAGAGGGAUAUAAUGCAUUUUGACCUUUCCGUAAGUAAAAAAAUGAUUUGUGCUGUACAUAAAUGCAUGACAACGUCAAAAUAUAUUGUUAAGAAGGAAACCAACUAUUGGUGUUAUAAAGAAAAAGACGUCAACGGAAUAAAAGGCAACACACAGUAACUACAUCA